Messenger RNA from Symbiodinium sp. CCMP2456, 390 nucleotides. The record is from the annotation of a GenBank genome assembly. Lineage: Eukaryota; Dinophyceae; Suessiales; Symbiodiniaceae.
GUGCGAUCAGACCCGGAGACAGACGGAGAUCCCUACUGCGACGAGGAUCACUUCGAAAGCAGCGCUACACAGAGCGUUGCGAAGUCUCUGCGCACAGAGAGUCGGUCGAUGCGUGUGGACAGCCCGUCCCAAGAUGAAAACUACACCUCCGCCUACCACUCGGAUCGUUCGGACUCCGAAGGCUCCGAGGAGGAAGAGGAGCCAGACAGUGCCGAGACGGAGGCGUUGAAAACAGAACUGGCAGCCAAGGACGACGAGCAGGACAAGCUGUCGGAGCAAAUGCUGGCGAUGCAGCGCGAGAUGGAGGCGCUCCGGAAGCUCCUCGAGGAGCAGCAGCAGGAGCUGGCAAGCUCCUCCCAGGAGCGGACCUGGUGGUCAUUGAGGGUGUAG